AUGGUCAUCGACUACUGUUAUUACGCUGAUUAUGUGUCGGCUGCCUUAGCGUGUUGGAAAUACAGUCUGUUCGGUGAGCCAGUGUACUCGAGCGACCUAAGUUCCAUAGAUUGUGAUGGUUCCGAGAAGCGCGUCUGUGCACACCGCGCGCCGACAUGCGGCACUUUAGAAUGCACAUGUGACAAACAGUCUGAUGCGGAUAUUGUCAAGGACGUUAGUAACGAAAGCGGUCCUGUCCGUGCUGUAGCAGUUAAGACAGGGACAGCGACCGGAAUUAUGGUAUUCACUCUGUGGCAUGCCGCCGUCCUGGCCUUCUUCUACUUACGUCACGGAUGGCUCUGCACGUGCUGCGCCUGCCGCCGCGACGCUCAGGAUGCGCCUCGUGUUACUUCCUCGCCCACAAAACACAAACCACAAAGGAAGGACCAGAGUGCCAAGCGGAAUGAACGACAACGACAGACGGCCCACCCCGGCUCUCCCGGUGGCUCGUCGAAGGCAAAGCAAAGCGAACAGAAAGUAAAGGAGGUAAAUAAAGGAAGGGAAGUAACGAAACCAAAGAAAGCCCCGCGAGUAAAGGAAGCACUGCAAGUAAAGGAAGCACCACAAAAAGUAAAGAGAGUAUCGCCAACAAAGGAAGUAUCAGAAAACUUCGAAACAUUCGAAAACAUAGUGAUACAAAAAUGAAAUUGCAUCGAGCUAUAAUGUCUUCAUGCGAAACGCGACGAGGCGUCUCAGCAAAGUUCAAACCUUUUGCAAAACUGAAUAAGCAGACUGAUUUACGCUAAAUCAGAACAUAUUUUGUACUAACAGUUGCAAAUACUGAAGAACACGUGCACACCAAAGGAUGACCUCGCUCAACUUGGGAUCAACGGGUUCGCGGAGUAGCAUAUCAAAUUACUUCCAUCUUUAUCGUCAUUUAUUGUAUAACAAAUUUAAGAUUUUCCAAAAGAUAGCGUAAAGAGAGUCACGCCCUAGCCCGUAGUGUCCUUAAAGUAGUUCUGUAGCUUGGUGAGGUCUUCUAAAAUAAAAAU
Molecule: messenger RNA, 1031 nt
Organism: Hyposmocoma kahamanoa
Lineage: Eukaryota; Metazoa; Arthropoda; Insecta; Lepidoptera; Cosmopterigidae
Exons: 5
Coding region: 1-684 (227 amino acids)
Source: RefSeq, a predicted model, not a curated record